UCAACGACCAACCAAUCCCAUGACGUUGCAUUGUGAUACCGAUAGUAUAGUACACGUGUAAAUUACCCGCCGUUUGUUGAUGUUCCUGAUCUGCAUUCAAAGCAAAGAUUUCUAGAGGGAUUGAAUGCCGUGGGUUACUUCGAUUAGCUGGUAGCGGAUCUACACACUACACAACUAGAACGCCUUAAAUCACCAUGCAGUACCAGUGGCUGUUAUCCAUCAUUGUCCUUGCGUUAGCAAUACUUUAUGCUUCGGCGUACAAGCCCACAAAAUUUGGAAAAGAGGUUGUAUGUGAAGGAUGUCAUGCAUUUGUCGCAGAGUCGGCCAAGUUGAUGAACAGAAAGCACACAUCUAGAGAUAAGAUUGAAACACAGAUAAAAGAUGCGCUCAAGAGAACCUGUGACACCGAGCAUCUACGCGCCUAUGAGUUCAGCCCUCCUAACAUGAAAAAAGUCUGUGACUAUUGGGCAACUGAGUACAAGAAAGAGAUCACGCAAGUCUUCAAGGAGUAUUCAGAUCCGGAGGAGCGAGAGAUUGCGUUAUGCUUUGAUGUCACGGACGCUUGCAUUGGCGUUGAUCGAUCCAAUUUCCGCAUCAAUAAAUACAAGGGUCCGUCUCGAAAGGCCGUCCGUGAACAGACGGGCAAAAGCAAGAUGACCGGAAAGAAAAAGGAAAGUGCCGAUGAUGAGAAAGAAAAGGCUAAAAAAGAAGAGCUGUAGCCACUGGGUUUGCAUCGACUGGUGAAGCCAUGAAGAGGACAGUUAUGGCAAAGAGUAAACAUGACAUCAGUGAUGAACUGUGAUCGUCAAUCGUCUACACAAGAAUUGGUCCACAUCAUUACAUUUGGAAAUCAAGAGAUUCAUUUGACACUUUUUGACAAGAGGUCACUGGAAGCGGACUGACUAGUCUUGAUUCAAGGCUGUGUUCAGGAUUUAUUCCCCUAAUGCAGACAGGCCUAAUUUCUGGCAAGUGUGGUCACGCCGCCUCGGUUUGUAUCUAUCAACAGGAUGAAUCCAGCCCAGGCUUUCGAACUUUGGCAACGGGGGCCAAGAAAUUCCAAGAAUACCUUUGAGCACACUGUAUUGAAGCUAAUGUGCUCUUGAGGUAUUCUCAGAAUUUCUUGGGUUCAAUUAAAGGUCGAGUAGAUCCUUUGCAGCUAUCCAAAAAGUAACCAACAAGAAUAUUGUUGAAAAGCUUACUUGGUUUCAAGACAAUAAUGGCACUAAACUCCAUGUGAAAUUAAUCUUUCUGGCAUGCUAUCACUUUGACGAAAACAAUUAAAGGUCAUUUCCAAAGAUGCGUCUAACAACGCAUUUUUGACAAUUUCCGUUAGUAGUAGGUUUGUAAGGGGGCGAAUUCGUAAACGAGUGUGCGCAAACGUUGACACGACACACGCGCACACGGUUGGUAUUAUUUGUUGAUUCCGUGCGUGACAUUGCAUAGCUGCAAUCAGCUGAAUGAGAACGUGUCCCGGAUGCUGAUUUCGGGCGCAAUUCAAAACAUGACACUGCAACUUUUGAAUUGAAGUGGAGAUCCUAGAAUAUUGUUUUCUUGGAAUAUACAGCAUUCACUUAGCUAAAAGUUCUUCAGGUUAGUUGUAAAGCACCUAGAUUUUGAGCACUUUAGUUGCUUUAAACAAAAAAAUAUGCAAAUGACAAAUGAUCUACCUUUAGGUAGCAAAGUUCGUAAGACGUGACUCCCAUUGAGAAAGUUCUCUACAACCGUGGUGGCUUGAUUGCAGACACCAGAGACCAGCUGCAUUUACAAAUCCAGUCUUUGACUUAACAGUGAGGUAUGACAAAAAGGGAUUUGCAAAUAAACGAUCUGAAAUCUGAACAUGGAAUAGAUUCUGAAUUUGGGAGGAGAGGUGUUGGGGGAUGGCAAUGAUAAAAGUUAUCAUGUACACAUUUUAUGAUUGAUACAAUAUUAUGAUUGAGACGUUAGCCAUUUGGUUAAUAAACCACAUACAGUUCAACAAUUACCUCGUAUGCAAUUUCCAUUGUAGGUGGUGCAGCAGAUAAUGGCAACAACUCAGUAUUACAUAAAUACAUUAAUUGUGCCUUGCAUGUGUGUUUUUAAAUAGGAUUAAGUCCUGAAAUUUGCAGUAUGUGCUGCUUACAUAAAAUUUCAGAAAAAAAAUUGGGUGUUGUACCUAUCCGAGCACUUCCGUAUAACUGUACAUUAAAGUAGGCCCCGAACAAUGGCAGGGGCAUUGUGCCAGAAUUGUUAAGGAAAAUGCGUCACGGGGCAGUUGCUUUGUACCAUACAGUAGCUGACUCAAUGCUAUCGCCAUUGAAUUGGCCUUCCAGAAUGUACAGUCAUAGCGUGCGCGAAAUGGUCUAUACAAUGUGUAUACUAUUCUUUUAUUAUAAUUAUAAUAAUGUUCUGCUUAAUUCAGUCUUUUUACUUAAGUGUCAAAGCACUUAACAGUUAUUACCCCUGUUCAUCAGGCCAUGAGGCCAAUUUUCUACAGCAGCUCGAGAUCAGCGCAGUCUGGUCUCUACCUUCACAGGUACCCAUUUAUACUCCUGUGUGGAGAGGCAAUUGUUGUAAAGUGUCUUGCCUAAGAACACAAGCUCCAUGUUCCCCUGCCCAGGUAUGAACCCACGUACCGUUGCACACACAAGUCGGAUACCGUAACCAUUGAACCACAGUACUUCUACGUCUAGUAAAAUAUAAGUGUAAGAGCCCACUUAAAUAUUAAUUUAUGCACCCUAAUUUAUAUGCAGUAUCAGUGCUAUCCGUUAUUCUAAUCAUAGCAUUUCAAAUCAUUUCAUUUUGAAAUUCUGUUAAUUGAAAUUAUUUAAUUUGUUUUUAAUUAACUUUCUUUUUAUAAUUGUCACAGUACUUUAUCAAUGAGUCCUUGAAUCAUGUGGAAAAUAUAUUUUUAUAUAAAUUUGAAAAAAAUGUUUUGUAAUUAUUGGCAUUUGUAAUUUAUUGCAAAUUAAUGAAGGUGAUUAUACUUUUGUAUCUGAUUUGCUCUGAUUAUUUAAUCUGUUUUUAGUGAAUUGUAGUGUUUUAAAAUGUGUUCCAGGAAAAAAAGUGAGUGACUUUUUAAAGUUUUAUUUUGGGAUUGCGAUUGUUGGCAAAUGUUCAAUAAAUGGCGAUGAUAAAAAGUGAUUUUUAACCUUUAAAAA
This is a messenger RNA of Patiria miniata (bat star), 3137 nucleotides long. RefSeq lists its product as uncharacterized. The record is from RefSeq and is a predicted model, not a curated record. The transcript has 7 exons. Bases 195 to 719 code for a protein of 174 amino acids. NCBI's taxonomy places the organism in Eukaryota, Metazoa, Echinodermata, Asteroidea, Valvatida, Asterinidae.